This is a messenger RNA of Sporothrix brasiliensis 5110, 744 nucleotides long. RefSeq lists its product as uncharacterized. Bases 1 to 744 code for a protein of 247 amino acids. The transcript has a single exon. NCBI's taxonomy places the organism in Eukaryota, Fungi, Ascomycota, Sordariomycetes, Ophiostomatales, Ophiostomataceae. The record is from RefSeq and is a predicted model, not a curated record.
AUGACCACGAUAGAAACGUCAACCAGGGCAGAGCAAACGAUGCUACGCAACGACUGUCUCCGAAGAGAUGGAUACCGAUGCGUCUUCUCGGGCAUGUGGGACAUUGGCGCGACUGCAAAAGGAAUUGCACACCCGCUGCCAACCGACCUUGAGUGCUAUGUCGAAUGCGCUCACAUCCUCCCCUUUGCGCUGGGCGUCUUUGACGAAAGUGAUGCCGUCCAGACACGCAACAAGGCCAUUAUUUGGUUUUGCAUCCAUCGGUACUUUCCACAAAUCCAACACAAGAUCGAUGCUAGAAGCAUCAAUCAGCGCAGCAACGCCAUGUCCCUGGAGAGGUCUCUGCACAAGUCGUUUGGGGAGUACCGUGUGGCUUUUUCGCCUCAGGAUGACCAACACCCGAACGACGUCGAGCUCGUCAAAAUCUUCGAUAGACGGCUCUUUCUACCUGCUUCGAAAAGCGGAUCAUCAAAGGUCCAAUUCAUCCGUGCCGACAGCAACGUUCCGAUGCCGGACCCCGACUAUCUCAAGGUCCAUCAAAGCAUAGGCCAGAUUCUUCAAGUGAGUGGAUUUGGUCGAGUUAUCUCGAUAGCAUUGGAGGACUCGUGGCUGGCCCUUGACUGCCGCGGGCUGCAUCCAGACGGUACCACCGAUGUGGGUGCCUUGUUGUCGAAUCUCUUGCUGACCAAUGUCCGAGCAGGCCCUACAGAAGACCAGGAUCCGAGUCCUAGGAAAUCCUGUGAUUAA